Phoenix dactylifera (date palm) is the source of this 3825-nucleotide messenger RNA. RefSeq names its product cell division cycle protein 48-related / CDC48-like protein. Gene Ontology annotation, molecular function: chromatin binding; ATP binding; histone binding. Gene Ontology annotation, cellular component: nucleus. The record is from RefSeq and is a predicted model, not a curated record. Gene Ontology annotation, biological process: transcription initiation-coupled chromatin remodeling; nucleosome disassembly; nucleosome assembly. NCBI's taxonomy places the organism in Eukaryota, Viridiplantae, Streptophyta, Magnoliopsida, Arecales, Arecaceae.
GGUAAGAAAGAGCCCUCGUCGCCCCCUGCCCCAAAGCAGAGCUCUCUCUCUGUCUCUCUCUCUAUCUCUCUCUCUCUCGCGGAGAAGAAGACGAUAUCCGGUCGCUAAUGGAAGAGAUUUGAGUUGGGCUUGCAAUGCUGGGAUUGAGUCAGGGAGCUAGCGUUUGAUGGAUUCGAAAAGAGAUGGAGAGGAGGUCAGGCCGUUGCGGACCAGCGAUAGGCUCCGGCAGCGGCCGAAGUAUUUUGGCCGUGCCUAUCUGUAUUUUAAGCCUCCGAUAAGGAAGAAGAUGAAGACCAAGAAGAGGACUGCGGCGUCGCAGAUUGCAAAGAAGCUACUGCGGCCGAGGAAUCGGCCGUCCCAGGCUCCCCCCUCUGAUUCUAUUGCUGCAAAUCUUCGCCGUUCAACAAGAAAAAGAAAGAUUUCUAUAAAUCUGGAAGAUUAUGAAACAGACAGUUCCCGAACAGAUGAUGAUGAUUUAAUGGCACCCAGAUAUCGCUCUUCUAAAAAUAAGGUAGAAAACAAUGCAAGUCAUGAUGAAGUAUCAGCCUCUCCAAGGAACAGAAAGAUCCCAAAUACUAAAUCCCUUCCCCGCCGUGAAGGUUUACGGCCUAGAAGAUCACUGAGGAGAACAAGAAUGCGACCAUAUCAAGAAUCAGAAGAUGAACAGGAAAGCUCUGAAGCGCAAGCUGCACAGGAUGAGACAGAAAAUGGAAAUGAUGUUGAGGAGGAUGGUGGAAAUGAAGAGGAAGGUGACGGGGAGGAUGAAGCAGAGGAAGAUGGGGAUGAUGAAGAUGGUGAGGAAGAACAGGAAGGUAGGAGGAGAUAUGACCUACGGAACCGUGCAGAGGUUCGCAGACUUACUCCUGAGAAAGAGGGGAAACAGCGACCACGGUCCCCUCGCAGAGUACUGCAUCAUGGAAUGGGCUCCAAAAACCCUAAGUAUCUAAGAAAAGGUGGAUCUCGAGUUCAUAAGCGACAUCGUUUGUCAUUACCUGAUGAUUCUGACGAUUCUCUUCUUGUGGAUGAAAUGGAUCAAGGUCCAGCUAUUCCAUGGAUGAGAAGUGGUAGUAGAGGUGGGACGCCAUGGCUUUUGGGGGGUUUAGAUAUGCACAGUUCAACAACAUGGGGACUGAAUGUAGCUGCAUCUGGGUGGAGUCACCAAGGUGACAAUAUUGCUUCUCUUACUACCGGUGUUCAAACUGCUGGACCGAGCUCAAAGGGAGGGGCAGACAUUCAGCCUUUACAAGUUGAUGAAAGUGUGAGUUUUGAUGACAUAGGGGGUUUGUCAGAAUAUAUUGAUGCAUUAAAGGAAAUGGUAUUCUUUCCCCUACUAUAUCCCGAUUUCUUUGCAAAUUAUCACAUCACUCCUCCAAGGGGAGUACUGCUGUGUGGUCCUCCUGGCACAGGAAAAACACUAAUUGCUAGAGCAUUAGCUUGUGCUGCCUCAAAGGCUGGUCAGAAGGUUAGUUUUUACAUGCGCAAGGGAGCUGAUGUUCUCAGCAAAUGGGUAGGAGAGGCAGAGCGACAACUGAAAUUGCUCUUUGAAGAAGCUCAAAGGAAUCAGCCAUCCAUUAUUUUUUUUGAUGAAAUAGAUGGCCUUGCUCCUGUUAGAUCAAGCAAACAAGAACAGAUUCACAAUUCUAUUGUUUCGACUUUACUUGCUUUGAUGGAUGGUCUUGAUUCCCGUGGGCAAGUUGUUUUGAUAGGAGCAACCAAUAGAAUUGAUGCUAUUGAUGGCGCUUUGCGCCGCCCUGGUCGCUUUGACCGUGAAUUUAUUUUUCCUUUACCUGGGUAUGAAGCACGUGCUGAAAUAUUAGAUAUUCAUACACGCAAAUGGAAGGAACCCCCGUCGAGGGAGUUGAGGAUGGAACUUGCUGCUAGUUGUGUUGGAUAUUGUGGAGCAGAUUUGAAAGCUCUAUGCACAGAAGCUGCCAUCCGGGCAUUUCGUGAGAAGUAUCCUCAAGUGUAUACUAGUGAUGACAAGUUUGUCAUAGAUGUUGAUUCCAUUAGGGUGGAAAAAUAUCAUUUCUUAGAAGCCAUGUCUACAAUCACACCUGCUGCUCACAGAGGAUCCAUUGUGCACUCCAGGCCGCUGUCUUCAGUUGUUGCUCCAUGUCUGAAAAGACAUCUCCAAAGGAUCAUGGAACACAUGUCUGAUAUUUUUCCGUGUCUUUCAGCUUUUGAUGUGAGCAAGCUGUCUAUUCUUUCUUAUGGUUCGGUGCUUUCUCUUGUUUAUAAGCCUCGCCUUUUGAUAUGCGGUGACGAAAGUGUCGGGCUGGAUCAUGUUGGGCCAGCCAUCUUGCAUGAAUUGGAGAAAUUUCCUGUUCACCCUCUUGGGCUUCCUUCUCUUCUUUCUGAUCCAAGUGCAAAGACUCCAGAAGAGGCUCUGGUACAUAUAUUUGGUGAAGCAAGGCGAACAACACCUUCUAUACUUUACUUACCACAAUUUCAUAUUUGGUGGGAAACUGCACAUGAGCAGCUUAAGGCUGUCUUGAUGACCCUUUUGGAGGAACUGCCAUCCAAUCUUCCCAUUUUAUUACUUGGAACAUCUUCAGUGCCCUUAAGCGAACUUGAUGAGGAGUGUAUUUCCAUAUUUGGUCUUCGUAAUGUGUAUCAAGUGGAUAGACCAACGACAGAUGACAGGGCUAGAUUUUUCGAGCAACUGCUCGAAGCUUUGCUCUCUAUUUCACAGGAAGAGUCAAUGGGAAAAUCAAAAGAACCAAAAUCUCUUCCGGAACUCCCCAGAGCACCAAAAGAAGUGAGUGGUCCAAAGGCUUCAGAGCUAAGAGCCAAGGCAGAAGCUGAGCAACAUGCCCUUCGCCGUCUGCGGAUGUGUCUCCGAGAUGUUUGCAAUCGAAUUCUCUAUGACAAACGGUUCAGUGUAUUUCAUUAUCCAGUCAUGGAUGAGGAUGCGCCAGAUUAUCGUUCAAUUGUUCAUAAUCCUAUGGAUAUGGCUACUCUGUUGCAGCGAGUGGAUUGUGGACAUUAUCUCACACGUGCAGCAUUUCUGCUAGAUGUUGACCUCAUUGUGGCAAAUGCAAAGGUAUAUAAUGGAGAUGACUACAAUGGAACUAGGAUUGUAAGCAGAGCUUAUGAGCUUCGAGAUGCGGUGCAAGGUAUGUUGUCCCAAAUGGACCCAGCUUUGGUUUCAUUUUGUGACAAGAUUGCAGCACAGGGGGGCCCUUUGCAUGUGGUGGAUGACACAGAUGGCUUGGGUCUUCCAGCAGCACCUGUUGUUCAAUUAGCUGCUGUUACUAGAACAAGUGCCCGACUUCGUAAUGUUCAGCCAGAGGUAAAGCUGUCACAAAGUUAUGAAGCAUUAAAGCGGACCAAGAAAAACACCGACAAUGAAAAUACAGAGGUAUUAUGUCACAUGAUUUCAGGCUCGAGCCGAGAAGACAGAGCUGCUGCUGAACCUGAUUCACUGAAACUGAGUUCCUCUCAACCAGGACCAUUUGAAGAACCAGAAAUGAAUGGGACAUCAAAAAGACCAGAAAACCCUGUUAAUAAUGAACUUCCAGAGGCAUCUGUAGUGGCUAGCAGCCCCCUGGCUAGUGAGAACUCCCAAGAUGUGGUAAUGACCGAUGUAGAAAUUUCUGAACAAAUUGACACCGUGAAGCAGCUUCUUAUGGAACGCACUGAAGGCUAUGGUGUGCCACAGCUUGAGAGGCUUUACACCCGUGUAAUAAAAAGCGUGAUAGCAGUGACAAGUAAAGAAGGUAGAGAGGAUCAUAAGCUGUUAAUCUUGAGGCAUCUGUUGAAAUUUGUUGAGGAUGAUGAAAAUUUUUAACCGUUCCGGAAAUAAAUUCCUUUUUUAGUUUUGUA